Molecule: messenger RNA, 519 nt
Organism: Cyphellophora attinorum
Lineage: Eukaryota; Fungi; Ascomycota; Eurotiomycetes; Chaetothyriales; Cyphellophoraceae
Product: putative 5-hydroxyisourate hydrolase
Exons: 1
Coding region: 1-519 (172 amino acids)
Biological process (GO): purine nucleobase metabolic process
Molecular function (GO): hydroxyisourate hydrolase activity
Source: RefSeq, a predicted model, not a curated record
AUGCCAGCCCCAGAGCCAACCGACAUCACAGCAACCUCCCGUCUCGAAGCCAUCAGAUCGUCCCUCACCACCACAGCUACACCCACGACCGCCACCGCCAUGUCUCCCACGCCAUCCUCCCCAAUAACCUGCCACGUCCUCAACACUCUCUCCGGCACACCUGCGUCGUCAUUGCCUGCAACCCUCUCCCUCCUCACCCCACCCGCGACCACCGCCUCCCCACAGCCUGUCGUCUCCUUUUACGCCACCACUGACGCCGACGGCCGUGUGAAGGAGUGGUCACCCUCCUCUGCUACUGCGGGCCAUCAGUCCGUUCACGAGCUGCUCGAAGACUACAAGCAGGGCGAGAAGGUCCCAUUCAGUAUCAAGUUCGCAGUGGGGCAGUGGUACGAGGAUCAAGGCGUGGAGAGCUUCUGGCCGGAGGUGGAAGUCAAGUUCUAUGUGAAGAAGGGUGAGAGGCAUUAUCAUGUGCCUGUCCUGCUGGGUCCGUGGAAUUUCAGUUCUUACCGCGGUUCAUGA